UUUCUCUCUUUCUCACCGGAGAGAAUUCGGUGCCGGACAAAUUCCGUUGACAUUGCUGAGGAGGAGGCGGAGGCGGGGAAAGGACUGGUGUUACCAAAGCGAAGGUUUUCCUGCAGCCAGCCGCUUCUUAGCUGUGAGACAGGAACACGGGGACAGCCAUGUAUCGGCGGCCGCUGCAGUCUGCCGUCAGAAACCUUCUCAACCUAACAGCGUCCAGAGCCGCCUACGGAAAGGUGCUGGAUCAAGAAGCCUGUUGUGUCAGAGCAUGCCAACUGGCCCGAGUCUCCCCUCCGUGUUUAAAGCCAUGUCGGACGCUGCACACUACGACACAGCUCUGCAAUGUGAAAGAGACGCCCCAGCACACGGAGGAAGAAGUCGGGGCCUUCACCAAGCUCAUUGAGGCCAUGGGUUUCACCGGACCUCUCAAAUACAACAAAUGGAAAAUCAAGAUUGCUGCCUUGCGCAUGUACACAUGCUGCGUGGAGAGAGUCAAUUAUGACGAGUUCUUUGACAAGUGCUCCCUCCCCGACACACUCAACUCUUGGUUCUUGGUAGCACAGCUACAUGUGUGGAUGUGUUUGGUGCGGAUGCGUCAGGAGGGCCGAGAAGGGAAGUACAUGUGUCGUUACAUCGUCCACUCCAUGUGGGAGGAUGUGGAGCAGAGGAGCAAGAUCAUGGGGAUUGAUGCCAGCCAUAGGAAGGAAGGAAUGAAAGCCAUGACGGAGACGUUUUACGCAGCGAUAUUUGGAUACGAUGAGGGGAUCCUGUCUGACGACUGCGUGCUGGCAGCAGCUCUGUGGAGAAACCUGUUCAAUUGCCAGUGUGAUGACCCCAAACAGCUGGAGCUCAUGGUGGAAUACGUACGCAAACAGAUGCAGUUCAUCGACGCCCUGGACGGGGAGGACCUGAUGCUGACCGGCGAGGUCAAGUGGCGCCCCCUGGUGGAGGAGAACGCGCAGAGCAUCCUGAAGGUGGCCACGCCCACCUACAACGACACGGGACUGUGAGAGGGACGCGGGACCCACUCGGCUCUCCUCUCCUCUCCUCCAACGUCUGCUUCUUCCUCCUCCUCUCCCUCCCCUCCCUGUCUCCAGACCUGUAAUCAUGUCCCGUCUGAGACGGCCGCAGCCAACCAUGAUGUUCAUCAUCCAUUCAUCUCUGGAUGAAUGGACGAUGCGUUUGGUCUCUAAAAUGUCUGAAAACAGAGAAAUAUGUAAAGUGGUGUUUCCCAAAGCCCAAGAUGAUGUAAUCCGUUCAGUUUACUGUCACUUUUGGAGUGAAGAAACUAGAAAAUAUUCAUAUUUACCAAGCUAUCUAUGUCUAUAUCUCCUCUCUGUCAUAUUUUAAAUUGGACAUGAGAUCUGUUGCUGUAGCGUUCUCAUCCUCUCCUGUAUUUUUUUUUCAACAACUUCUUCCUCUCCUUCUUACCUUCAUCUCCUGUCUCUGGACGCUCAGUACAGGCAGGAUUAUCUUACACACACACACACACACACAGAGAGACAGACAGACUGCUAUGGGCAAACACAUGCAUAGAAACACACACA
Messenger RNA from Perca flavescens (yellow perch), 1544 nucleotides. It is a transcript of the gene uqcc1, whose product is annotated as ubiquinol-cytochrome c reductase complex assembly factor 1. NCBI's taxonomy places the organism in Eukaryota, Metazoa, Chordata, Actinopteri, Perciformes, Percidae. Gene Ontology annotation, cellular component: mitochondrion. Gene Ontology annotation, biological process: mitochondrial respiratory chain complex III assembly. The transcript has 9 exons. The coding region runs from base 159 to 1007 and encodes 282 amino acids. The record is from RefSeq and is a predicted model, not a curated record.